CUUUCCCCAUUGGUCACUUCCUCCAAAGUUCUGAUAUAAGGACUGUCCAUGGAGCUCAAUUGUUCAAAUCUCUUGAGAGUUGGGGUCCCAGAUUCCCAAGAAGGAUUUUUGGAGAAGCCUUAGAUAGAAAAGGACACAGGUUGUGCUCCAGGGAUUGAGAAGAGAUGAAGUUCUGUCUGAUCCUCUCAUUCGUCCUGUUAAGGACAGCCUCCUCCUUUCAUUUGAAGAAUAAGGCUUUCGAGAUAGAAGAAGAAAAGACACUGAAUCAAGAACAAGAGAUACCAGAUAAAGAGGAGAUCCUGGCCUCUGGAGAAGAUGACGCCCGACAUGAGGAAAAAGAGGCCACAGACUUAGUCCCAGUCCCAGCUACUAAGGAAAAUGAUAAUAUGUCUCUCAAGGAAGGGAACAUUGAUAAUUUGACAGGCUCUCCCAGGUGCCGUAAUUCCCGCUUUAAGCUAAUCAGAGAACCAGCGUCCUUUAAGAAAGCUCAAAAAAUCUGCCAGAGAACCUGUAGUAGCUCACUGGUUUCCAUCCACAACUUGACCUUCAAUGAUCUGAUCCAUAGAACAUCUCAGGGAGUCCAACAGGGUCAAGUUUGGAUUGGAGCCCGUGUCACUGGUUUGGGUUUCAAGAAAUGUUUCUCCUGGGUUGAUGGAAGCAAGUGGGAUUUUACUAAUUGGGCACCUGGCCAGCCUAAAAUAUUUGGGGGAAGAUGUGUGGCCUUGUGCGUCACAGAUGGCACUUGGCGAAGAGUUAAAUGUUGGCGGAAGCUGCCCUUUGCCUGCUUUGCCUGAACCAGGUUAAUGUAUGGAGUUUCCAAUGACUUCCACAGAGAAUCCUCUGCAGACUCUGUUCUGUCAGUUCCCUAUCUUCCCCUUCCUGAGAUUCCAGUUCUUCAUUUGCAAUAAACCAGAGUUCUUGAAAUAAGAAA
This is a messenger RNA of Antechinus flavipes (yellow-footed antechinus), 931 nucleotides long. Its product is annotated as proteoglycan 3-like. Bases 165 to 794 code for a protein of 209 amino acids. The record is from RefSeq and is a predicted model, not a curated record. Gene Ontology annotation, biological process: immune response. The transcript has 6 exons. Lineage: Eukaryota; Metazoa; Chordata; Mammalia; Dasyuromorphia; Dasyuridae.